Lecanosticta acicola is the source of this 3121-nucleotide messenger RNA. NCBI's taxonomy places the organism in Eukaryota, Fungi, Ascomycota, Dothideomycetes, Mycosphaerellales, Mycosphaerellaceae. The record is from the annotation of a GenBank genome assembly.
AUGCGCGCCGCCCGCUCUCUCCCGGACUUACCCGAUAUUGACGGCACAGAGACAUUCGAUGCCCUGGUGCGGAAGCUGAGCGUGUGAGACUUCCUCCGGAGGCUGGAGGGAUUUUCCGCUGACGCGGAGCGCAAUUCAGGUACUUCGUGCAGGCGAUUGAGGCGCCUCAUGAAUGGGACGAGCUACGAGGAGAGGUCUACGGGAUCUUUCUGAGGCCUUUGACUCGGUAUCUGGUUGAUGAUGUCCAGCAUGAGGCCAUCGUUUGUGCGCUCCUGUAAGCGCCACACGCGCGUGUGAGGACGGGGAGCCAGGCUGACGAGAGACAGAGCGUUGAAAUGGCAUUUUGACGCCUUGGAGCAUGGCGACGACCGUGGAAUCAACGAGACCAGAGGUUUGGCCUGUGAGUUGGUGGCUUGGUGAGUGCGCAUUGACAGGCUCUGGUAGGAAACGUGAGCAAGAUGAGCUAACAAAUCCAGGCGGUUCGUCACUCAUCUGACACAAAGGGAAACUAUAGACUUUCUCUGCCGGGACUUGCCAUCACCAAGACGUGAUCCGUGCCCAAGAGAAAGCAACGGUGACCUGCAGGCCGCAGAUUUGGAUGGGAAUCUGGAAGAGGCGGUUCACGAGCGAGCGCCGCUCUUGGACGCUUACUCGCCAAACCUGGAAGAGUCGUUCUACGACGAGCAGCCACAAGACUCCGAGUAUGGAGAGCAAUCUGGGUUCGCCUCUACAUUUGCCAAUCUGAACGCCUUGGAGAUUGCGGCCGUCUCGAAUGCGAAGAAGUUCUUGGGCCAGAAGUCGAUCCAGCAAAUCAUCGAUGGUAUCUGGAAAGGCGAAAUUGUCUUCUGGGAGACGCUUGGCACUCACUCUAAAAAGGAAGCCAAAGUGUAUCGAAAGAGCCACGCGGAUCCAUUCUGCCGACUCAGAGUGCCGUUGUACCUCAAGGCAUUUGAAGUCCUCUUUUUUGCGGCAUUCCUGGCCCUAUACUAUGUGGUCCUUGUCCAAAAGCACGCGAACAGUGUCACUGUUCCCGAAAUUAUGCUUUAUGUCUGGCUGGCGUCCUUCUCCUACAAUGGUACGACGACCUCUAGAGAUGUCGAGAUGUCGCUGACGAUUUGUAGAGUUGGUGGAGUAUUGGGACGCAGGUUCAAUCUUCUAUGCAACCGACUUCUGGUCCCUCUGGGACCUUGGAAUCAUAUUUGUAGGCAUUGCUUUCUUCACUACGAGGAUGCUUGGCCUAGUAGACCACGAUGGUGUUGCGACCGAUGUGGCUUUCGACAUCUUGUCGAUUGAGGCAUUGUUUUUGGUGCCUAGGUAUGCUGGCCAGUCAGCCAUGGUCGAGGGGAGACGAUUAACAUAGAGACAGGAUAUGCUCACUCCUGAGCCUCCACCCCUACUUCGGGAUGCUGCUACCUGUCCUGAAGGAGAUGGUGAGAGAGCCGUUCAUUACGUAAGCCAAGUCUGCUAAUUUUCCGCCUAGACCAAGGAUUUCAUCAAGUUCCUCGGACUCGUCGCGAUUCUCUACCUGGGUAUGUGGUGAUCGAGGAAUAUGGAAGUCUAGAGCUCGAUGCUGAUGCGGUGCAUGCAGGCUUCAGCACCAGCUUCUCUUUCCUCGCGCGCGGGACUUUCACUUUCAGAGAGAUGGUGCGUCACCUCCGCCCACCAUCAGCGGGUAGUUGGGGGCCUUCCUGUCAUACAACGCGGGCCAACAAGCGCAUGAGGCGCGAGGCGCAUAUGCAGGCGCCCGUGUGACAGUGUCCCGAGGGUGGCCCCGUGACACCUGACGAAAGGAACUCAUUGUGACUGAUGUCGAACAGAAUUGGAUACUAAUCAAAGUAUUCUUCGGAUCGAGUUAUCUUGGCUUUGUAAGUCAAUAAUGACUGCAGAUCGGCCUCUCCGUUUGGUUUGUGCUAAUGCCCAUGCAGGAUAUCGCGGACCAGGUAUUCUUCCGUGCUGGACCUUUGCAUGACGGCUCAACACGCCGCCAACUAACACGAAAUAGAUUUCUCCAGCCCUCGGACCACCACUCAUGUUCAUUUUUGUGUGCAUGACGAACAUUCUCCUGAUAACGUCGCUGAUCUCGCUGUUGUCAAACAAGCUGGAUUCGGUAAGUCGUCCCUCUGGCGUACGGCGCUUAAAUGAUUGGCUGACAAGCUCUCCUCUUUUCCUACCCAGAUCAUGCUCCACGCACGGGACGAGUACCUUUUUGUGUAAGUCACAGCCCCCCGAGCAAAGCCUCAGUAUCCAUACUCACUGCCUCGCUCGAAUUGCAGGUAUGCGGUCUACGUUCUGGAAGCCGCGACAUCGAAUCGUUUGACAUUCUUCCUUCCGCCUUUGGUAAGUAUGAAUUCCACAGUGAUGACGAUCAGGGAAGACCCGCCAGCUCCAUCAUCCUACACGAUGUACGGUGCCUGCACCGCCUCAUGUGACCAAGUGCCAUGUCGUCAGGGCGGCCUGGAGCCGACUGAUCACGCUGUGCCUCAUGGCAACCUCACCCGGCCCAGGGAGCGAAUUAACUGAGCCACAUCUCGUUGAGUUGUUGGUUCUCUGCGCAUCUCCGCAUAUGCGGGUCCUGAGCUGCCACACCUAUACACAUCUCACAGUUCGGUUCAGUGAUGGCGGGCGUUGUAUCGCAUCAUCUGACCGGCAUCGAGCAAGAGCUGACUCCUUCUCGUAGAACCUGCUGCCUCUAAUGCUCCGUCCACUUCGGUUGAUCGUCUCGCCUCAGCAACUCAGGAAUGCUCGGAUCGUCCUGCUCAAAGCGACCCAUUGGCCAUUUGUGCUGGCACUGUUGGGCUACGAGCGCGGGCGCUUAUGGAUGGACGAUCGCCUUCCUGCCGGCUCCUCUGUCGGAUCAGAACGGCUGAGCCGCAACGCUCCCAGUGCCCUGCGCCGUCCUCUGUCCCGGAAAGCAUUCUCGACAACGCGCCCCCCGCUACUCGGCGAUCAGCCGCGUCCUGGCAGAAGUGCCGCAGUGGCUGCUGCGGACGCGACUCCACCAGCGUCUCCUGAAACGGUGGAGGGACUGCAUGCCGCUGUUGCCAAUCUUCGCACGCAAGUCGAGCAGCUGUCGACGAUGCUAUCGCAGGCGAGGGCGACUGCAGUCGAGGUGGGAUCGUGA